AUGGACCGAACGACAAAGAUAAUUCACAGUGAACUAUGCAAAGCAAUAAAUGAUGGAGACACAAGAACGGUUCAGUGUCUCCUGAUCCAAGGGGCGCAGGCUGAUGCAGUGGGCGGUGAAGGAGUGGCAGCCAUCCACCUCGCUGUCGGGAAAGAGAACGAAAAGAACCAGCGCUGUUUAAAAUUAAUGCUUCAGCACGGAGUCAAUCCAAAUAUAAAAACCUCAGAUGGACUCACUCCUCUUCAUAUUGCUGCCGUUUGGGGAUGCUUCCAAAAUGUGAAACUGCUCUUGACCAAUGGAGGAGACCCAAACUUAACAGACAACGACGGGAACACUCCACUGCAGCUUGCAAAGGAACAAGGAAAUAGAAAAUGUGCUCAGAUUCUUCAGGGAUUUCAGACAAAUUCAGCCGAGACAGAAGAAGAGGAUGUGCCGCGGUUCCACUACUCUGUUUAUUCCGACCUCACGGACAUCUCCAGCUUCCUAGACUCUGAAUCCAGUUUCAGCUCCUCUUCCUCCAGGAUCAGUGACUUUGGCGAAGCCCCGUUAAGCAGCACUAGACGCUCUUCAUUUUUCACCACAAACAAUAAACCAAACGGAUUGUCACACAUGCACAAUCCAAAACGAUUCAGUCAGGAGUGGAACAGUUGGACAUUCGAGGGCCCUUCUCUUUUAUCGAGCACUCGGGUGUCAUCUGCAGGACGUCUGAGUUCUUUACCCGUUCUGAAGGAGCAUGAUCUAUGGACAAAUGUGGACAGAAAAACGGAGCCGCUCCCAGUUCUUCCUGUCCAGCAAAAUGGACGUAAAAGUGUCACGUUCAGAGAUGUAGAUGAAUUCUUUCCCGUGUUCAGCCCAGACUCAAACAGACACUCGCCUCGUACUGAAGGGACCUCCCACAGUCUGACCUUCGACCCCACGGAGUACUCUGACUUCCUGGACACAGAGCGCAUGGCCACGGUCUGUCACACGCAGGGUAUUGAUGUGACCUCGCCCGAUCACGUCUAUGUGUUCCAGAGGGAGAGCAGCGACAGCACAGAGGAGAUCCUGGAGAAAACUGUCAACGCUCAUUUUGCUUUGGUUGAGAGCGAUGAAGAUGAAGAUGAGGAGGAGCAGCUUCUUGGGAAUGUCGAAGGUUUUCAGACUGAGAAGACCGGGAGCGGCAGCAGUGGAACCACGAGUAGCCGUUACAGCAGCUGUGAUAGCGACCAUUACACGAGCGCUUUGGAGAAUACCGAAAACCUCCGGGUUCCUUUUUCUGCAGGAGAAUGUAAAGUGGAAGAAAACAACAAAGAAUGUAUAGAAACAAAGGAAAUACAAGAAUAUCCAAUAGCCUCUUCACAACCAAGUUUAAAUCGUAAUAACGUACAAUAUUUAUCUGACAGUUUGAAUAACUUGGCCUUGUCUGAAGCAAAUCAUCAAAACAAAGAUGCUGAUUCAGAUGGAGUAAAGCCAUACACCAAAAACCCGGAUCUAUGGGACCCAGAUCUGUCUUUCAUGUCCAGUCCUUUUGUGACGGACAGGACACGCGCUCGCUUGAGUCGCUGCUCCAUGAGGACGAGCAGAGCGUCCGGAAGUCUGUUGGCCACUUCCACACUUUUUGAGGACACACUUCCCACACCGGUCAGAUCUCACAGACCGACGCCACAGUCUCGGAACAGCGAAAGAAAUUACAACAACAGAAACACAGCGAGUCCUACUUCAAAUGAUCCCAACAACGAUGAAGUCGUGGCAACUCUUUUUAGUGAGAGUCAAGGAGAAACUGUUAGUCUCUCUCAGACCAACAAUGACACUUAUCCCUUUGUUGAAACACAAGGUGAAUCCUUCUUCUUGGAUAAAGAUGCCAAAAUCCUGGAUGACUAUGAAAGGAAUUUUGCUGAGAUUGUUAAAGCGAUACAAAACGAAGCUACUGACAAUUUUCUGACGGACGAUCUGACGAGUGCAGACGAUGGGAAAAGGGAUGUGGGUGAAGCCUCAGAGCCCAGUGCAGAUGAAGCGUGGGUUACAGAGGAUUGUCAACCUGAUUCUGCGUCGUCUUCAUCCAGCUCCAGCUAUUUCUCUCCAAGGAGGUCUCGAGAGGACUGUGAUCUGCCGUGUACCCCUGGCACCGGGUGCACCCCUCGCUACAGCAUGAGCCGACUGUCGGGCUGCAGCAGGCCUCGGAGCUACGCCAGUGUCUCCUACACUCCCGGAGGCCGCCCACAGAUGGACGAUGUGGAUGAGCCUGUGGAGUACCUCUACACAGACACAGAACAAGGACACACGUUCAUAGAAACCCACAUCCCUCCCACAGCCAACACCUCCAUGAGUUCAAGCUCCAGCAGUGACGAGACUAUUCUAUACGACUGGCGUUCAAUGCACCGAGACUUAAUCCAGACUGAGAAGGAAAACCAGAAACCAAAGCCAGGGCCUCAAAGGAGCUCAAGUGACAGUGAUGUGGAGAUUCUACCAGAGACGAGAGGCCUGACGGACAGAGAGCUCCGGAUGCGGCUGCUGGAUUUGGGGGAAAGUCCUGGACCCAUCUGCAGCAGAACACGGCCGACCUACAUGAGGAAACUGUGUCGUCUUUUGGACCAGUCAAAGAAACGACCUCAGAAUCUGCAGGAACCUUCAGACCAGACUCUAUCAGGUUACAGCCCAGAAUUAUGUCGAGCCUUAAGGACUUUUGAGUUGCCCCAAUGUCAAGAAGAAGAACAGGCUUUGUGUCGGCAGUUUGAACAGGCCGAUCACAACAGGAAGUGGCGAGAGGGCGUCAUAAAGUCCAGCUUCAACUACCUGCUCCUGGAUCCAAGAGUCACCAACAACCUCCCGUUUCGCAGCCACACUCUGAGCCCGCACGAAUGUUUUAAGACGUUUGUGAAUGCGAUAUUCUACGUUGGGAAAGGAAAGCGCUCGCGUCCGUACAGCCAUCUGUACGAGGCCCUGGAUUACUUCAAAGGGGAGAAGACCUCGAAGAAACUGUGUCGUAAAGUGGACCACAUCCUGCACGUGUGGAACGCGGGCCAGGGCGUCAUCUCGCUGCACUGUUUCCAAAACGUGAUUCCAGUCGAGGCGUACACCAGAGAGGCCUGCAUGGUGGAGGCCAUCGGCCUGAAGAUGCUGACCAAUCAGAAGAGAGGGGAUUAUUAUGGGGUCGUGUCCCACUGGCAGCAAAGAAAGAAGAAGGAGCUCGGCGUGCACCUCCUGUACAGAGCCAUGCAGAUCUUUCUGGCAGAAGGAGAGCGGCAGCUACGACCAGCAGACAUCCGACAAUAA
This is a messenger RNA of Knipowitschia caucasica, 3252 nucleotides long. The record is from the annotation of a GenBank genome assembly. Lineage: Eukaryota; Metazoa; Chordata; Actinopteri; Gobiiformes; Gobiidae.